GUGCUAGCAACCAAACUCCUGCUUUUCACAUGUGAACAGGCUUUUUUCUUCCUCCUGGCAACCAGAACCCAGAGCAGUCAGAGGGGAGCUGCAGAUACAAACCUAUAGGGAUACUUUGCUGGCUGAACAGCGACAGUAGAGCGAUGAAGUCCACGCUGUCUGUUGCUCUGUGCUUUCUGAUUGUGGUUUCUCACCCUCUUGGAGAGUGCUGGGAAGCCCCUUCGUUUUGCCAUGAGCUUCAAUGCCCAGAGUACACUGUGGUGAACACAUAUGAUAAUUUUGAGGAGCGCCACUAUCAGCCAAGCCAGUGGAUUACACAAGACAUUCCAAGCAUCCACAAAGAUGACGUAACAGCUGGAUUUUGGAAACUCUAUAACUUCUUGCAGGGGGAGAAUAAUGAGAAAAAGGUGAUUCCUACAACCAGACCUGGCCUUGUGUCAAUGAAUGAAGAUCCAGGGAGUGGCAAACCUAAAGUUUCGGUUUCUUUCUUCAUCGCCCCUAACACUGUCCUCCCUAAACCGAAUGUUGAGACAAUCAAGGUAGAAAACAGACCUAGCGCAACGAUCUACGUCAGGGUAUUUGGAGGCUUCGCCAGUGAGGACGAUGCCAGGAAGAACAGAGCGAUGUUGACAAAAGACCUGAAGGCUGAAGGGAAGCAGUUUAAUGACAAGAGAUAUGAAGGGGCUGGAUAUGACCCUCCAUGGAACCUUUUCAACAGACACAAUGAACUGUGGAUCUAUGCUGCAUGAUAGCAAAGGUGCAUCUAAACAGCUGUGAAUCCUAGAUAUUAUAGUACUGUUCUAGCUAAAUAACCUUUUUACCUCUUUAUUUUCAUAUGCACAAUUAUUUAUUCUCCAUGUGCAAUAGAGUUUAGCUUUGACUUUUUCAUAAACUAUACCUCUAAUUUCUGGAAGAAUUACUGAACAAAUGUUACUGCUUCUAGAAAGUUUCCUUUAAAGUAAAAUUCAGAAAGGGCUAUUGUACUCAAAAAUUUGCAGCAUGUAAUGUGUAGUACUAAUUGAUUAAACCUGUGUUUAACUGUAAUAAAAGUACUGUAUCUGGCCGA
Molecule: messenger RNA, 1066 nt
Organism: Astyanax mexicanus (Mexican tetra)
Lineage: Eukaryota; Metazoa; Chordata; Actinopteri; Characiformes; Acestrorhamphidae
Gene: soul2
Product: heme-binding protein soul2
Exons: 5
Coding region: 144-749 (201 amino acids)
Cellular component (GO): cytoplasm
Source: RefSeq, a predicted model, not a curated record